AUCCAAAUAACUACAAAUCGUGCAUAUAAUUAAGUAAUUAACCAUUCCAACUUACACUUAAAAACAUAUUUUUUUCUCGAAAGAGAAGACAAAGUAGAAAAUAAAUGCCGGUCAGUCGGAAAGUUCUAACGUGGGCCGUUGUGACGGCAGUUAUGGCCGUCCUGGUCGUCUUCGUCGGUCCAUACAUCAUCGGACCGGAGAGUAUUGAGGGCUCGAAAAACGUCCUAACAAUGGCGAGGACAAUCCCCCUUCCCGUGGAUGGACCGGAGAGCCUGGACUGGGACCCAAGAGGGGAAGGCCCAUACGUUGGCGUAACUGACGGUCGCAUCCUCAAAUGGAGAGGUGAAGAUCUUGGCUGGGUCCAGUUUGCCUACUCAUCUCCCCACAGAGAGAACUGUUCGAGACAUAAGGUGGAACCUGCAUGUGGGAGGCCUUUGGGACUUAGCUUCGAGAAGAAAUCGGGAGAUUUGUAUUUUUGUGACGGUUACUUAGGGAUAAUGAAGGUCGGGCCUAAAGGAGGAUUGGCCGAGAAGGUCGUGGACGAGGCCGAAGGCCAGAAAGUUAUGUUUGCAAACCAAAUGGAUAUAGAUGAGGAAGAGGAUGCUAUCUACUUCAACGAUAGUAGCGAUACCUACCACUUCGGGGACGUAUUCUUCGCGUUUCUUUGCGGCGAAAAGACGGGAAGAGCGAUUCGAUACGACAAGAAGACGAAAGAAGCCAAAGUUAUAAUGGACCGUCUACAUUUCCCUAAUGGUCUUGCCUUAAGCAAAGAUGGUUCGUUCGUGCUUUCAUGUGAGGUUCCAACGCAACUUGUGCAUCGAUAUUGGGCCAAGGGACCAAAAGCCGGGACUCGUGACAUAUUCGCAAAGCUCCCUGGCUACGCUGAUAACAUCAGAAGGACUGAGACAGGGGAUUUCUGGGUUGCCUUGCAUUCCAAGAAAACUCCCUUUUCAAGGUUAUCUAUGAUCCACCCAUGGGUAGGGAAAUUUUUCAUAAAGACGUUGAAGAUGGAGCUCUUGCUUUUUCUUUUCGAAGGAGGGAAGCCUCAUGCCGUCGCCGUGAAACUUUCUGGCAAGACCGGAGAGAUUAUGGAGAUUCUUGAGGAUAGUGAAGGGAAGAAUAUGAAGUUUAUAAGUGAGGUUCAAGAGAGAGAUGGUAGGCUCUGGUUUGGGUCUGUGUUUCUGCCUUCAGUUUGGGUUCUUGACCGUCAGUGAUUUAUACGAUUACAUUAUUUAAGUUUUUCAGAUUUGAUAACAAAUACAAUACAAACAU
Molecule: messenger RNA, 1272 nt
Organism: Arabidopsis arenosa
Lineage: Eukaryota; Viridiplantae; Streptophyta; Magnoliopsida; Brassicales; Brassicaceae
Source: the annotation of a GenBank genome assembly